ACGGGCCCUCUUUUAUUUUUUUUCUUCUUCUUCCUCCAUCUUCCUCUCCUGCGUCCUCUCUCUCUUUCUCCCUCUCGGCUCAUUGGAACUUUUCCCCUCUGGCUGCCCUGCUGCCGACACGCGCCAUAUGGAUAGAGAGCUGGUGGGAAGUCCGACCAGUCGCCUGCAGGACACUGCUGAUCGUUGGCGGACGUGCUCAAAUCGGGCCUCCGUCACCGGCGACGGCAAGAUCGAUUUCCCGACGAUUCGGCCACCACCCAGUCAAAUUGAUGCUCCUUUCCACCAUUUUUGGACCUCCUGAGCUCAAUUUUGAAGUCCAUUCAGCUUAAUUCGCUACCGUUUAGGAGUUUCUUACCAUUUUGAGAAUCAGAUUGAUGAAAUCUUAUAAAAAAUGCACCACUGCUACUCUAAUGGCGUUGUUGAUACAGAGCACGAUGACCUUUAUACCAUUGCUUUUUGGUUUUGCUUGCUUAGGCAACAUGGUUAUUAUAUAUCAUGGGGUAGUAAUUCUCUCUGUCUCAGUGUGUCUAUGUCCAAAUAUAUUGCUUGGAGCAUACAGAUUCAUGACUCUAGCUUUUUUGAUUCACAUUGUGACAGAUGUAUUUAACAAGUUUAAGGACGGAGAAGGAAACUUUAAGGCAUCCUUAGCCAUUGAUGUGUCAGGCUUGCUAAGUUUGUAUGAGGCUGCACACCUUCGUAUACACGGGGAAGAAAUUCUUGAUGAAGCCAUAGCUUUCACUACCACUCAUCUUGAGUCAAUGGUGAGCAGUAUAAGCCCACACCUCUUGGAAAAGGUCACAUUUUCCCUGAACCGACCCAUCCGUAAAAACUUACCAAGGUUAGAGACAAGGCACUACGUUUCUCUCUAUCCCAAAGAAGAUUUCCACAAUGCAACUUUGUUGAAGUUGGCAGCGUUAGAUUUUAAUGUUUUACAAGCGUUGCAUCAACAGGAGGUGAGCAACAUUACAAGGUGGUGGAAAAAUUUGGACUUUCCAAGAAAGCUGCCUUAUGCAAGAGACAGAGUGGUAGAAUUGUACUUUUGGAUAUUAGGAGAGUACUUUGAACCCCAAUAUUCCCAUGCAAGAGAGUUGGCUACCAAAAUUAUGACUAUGGUAUCCGCAAUAGAUGAUACCUAUGAUGCUCAUGGAACAUAUGAAGAACUCAAGCUCUUUACGCAAGAAAUCAAAAGAUGGGAUAUUAGUGCCAUUGAUGUCCUUCCAGAUUAUAUGAAGUUUCUAUAUCAAGCAAUUUUAUAUAUUUACAGUGAUAUUGAGGAACACACUACAAAGGAAGGAAGAUCAUAUUGUGUACAUUAUGCAAAAGAGGCAAUGGAAGAGCUAGUCCAAGCCUAUUUCACUGAAGCCAGUUGGUUGCAUGAUGCGUACACCCCAACAUUUGAGGAAUACAUGUCAGUAGCGGCAGUGAGUGCUACUUAUUUUGUUAUCAUAACCUUUUCAUUUUUUGGGAUGGGUAAGAUUGCUACUAAAGAGGUGUUCGAUUGGGUCUGCAAUAAACCAAAUAUCAUCAAAGCUUCAUCAGUUAUUGGUAGACUAAUGAAUGACAUGGUGUCCCAUAAUUUUGAGUAAAAGAGAGGACACGUUGCUUCUGCUGUAGAAUGUUGCAUGAAACAACAUGGUAUUGAGGAAGAAGAGGCAAAUAAAAUGUUGGCUGUAGAAGUUGAAAAUGCUUGGAAAGAUAUAAAUCAGGAGUUGCUGAAGAAGCCAAAUACCAGAGGCAGUGUAGCAUUUGGUCUUCUGGAGCGGAUUUUGAAUCUGACAAGGGUGACAGAUGUUGUGUACAAAGAUGAUGAUUGUUAUACAAAUCCUCAUAAGCUCAAACACCAAAUUGAGUUAUUGCUUAAACAUCCCAUAGCAAUUCAUUGAAUAGGCUUUUUUUUUUAUAAUAUUACUAGUCUCGUGAGUAGUUAA
This is a messenger RNA of Ziziphus jujuba (common jujube), 1928 nucleotides long. RefSeq names its product (-)-germacrene D synthase-like. Lineage: Eukaryota; Viridiplantae; Streptophyta; Magnoliopsida; Rosales; Rhamnaceae. The transcript has 5 exons. The coding region runs from base 375 to 1586 and encodes 403 amino acids. Gene Ontology annotation, biological process: diterpenoid biosynthetic process. Gene Ontology annotation, molecular function: magnesium ion binding; terpene synthase activity. The record is from RefSeq and is a predicted model, not a curated record.